UAAUAAACUCUUUCUUUAUUUAAUUACGCCUUAGCUUCCGUGCCUAAUCACAACUAGUUAGGCACCAUUAACUCCUUACACUAAAACCAUUUUUUAACAUGACUCCAUUACUCUCCCUCUAAUCAACCUUCCUCCUCCGCCGCCGCUACGGCCUAUACCAACCGUGACCACCACUAUAAAUUAGUGUACCCACCGUCCUAUCAUAAUCUGUUUUAAGAUCUUACCUUUCCCAUAUUAUAUAUAUAUAUAUAGGUAAUAUACCAAAAUUUAUCCUUCUUCAAAUAGAUAUUUUGUCUCUGUCGAACCGUAAAGAAAUGUGUCUUCCAUUUCGACCGGUAUCCAAAACCCAUUCUUUCUCGUCUUCUUCUUCCACUAUCGCAACGCGUAUGAUAAAUUGCAUACUACUUUUCGCAUUCAUUUUCUUGGUCUACCUCCUCAUCUCCGCCUCAAGGCUUCAAUCUAAAACCUCAAUUCAUGCCUACUUCUCAUCUUCUGAUCAAGAUCAAUCCAAGAGCCUAACAAAAAUCAACCACAUCGUCUUUGGGUUAGGCUCAAGCACGAACUCUUGGCCUGCGCGUAGAGAAUACGUUAAGCUUUGGUGGGAUGCUCAGAAAAUGAGAGGCUGCGUCUUCGUUGACCACCCCUUGUCGUCUUCGGAGAACCACACAGAUUCUGAUCUCCUUCCUCCGAUUUGUAUUUCCCAAGAUACUUCUCGGUUCAGGUACACUUGGAGAGGUGGUGACAGAAACGCGAUCCGAAUUGCGCGGUGCGUUCUAGAAACUGUCAGGCUAUUCAACGCUUCCUCAGAAGAGGUAAGAUGGUACGUGUUUGGAGACGACGACACAAUAUUCAUCCCAGAAAACCUCGCUCGAACGCUAAUUGAUAGUAGGCAUUUGUUAUUACCGAAUGCUUUGCGGACACAAGAGACGUUCCGGCCGUGGGGACAAUCCGGAUACACAUUCAACACAAGAGAGAUUCAUCCUGAUCCUUGCCAAAGACCUGUCACUUUCUACAUGCAACAUGUUUCUUCUAGUCGCCAUAAUGGAACCAUUGAAAGUGUUUACACGCAAGCUUAUGAGAAUUGCACCUACGAUCCCAUUACGUCGCCUCGCAAAAUCCAAGAGAUUAGAGUGUUUUCAAAAAGACUCGAUCUCGAUAUCAGACAAUUGAAGGCUCCCAGAAGGCAGUGUUGUGAAAUUUUACCUACUUCUUCCACUGGUGGCAAAGUAAUGGAAAUUGGACUACGAGAGUGCAAAGAGGAUGAGCUCAUCUAUAUGCAUCCCUAGCUAUAAUUUCACCGUAACUAUAUAUAUACACUAUACUUUUUUCGGUAUUACCAUCCCAACCAACAAAUUAGUUUUAGUUCAUAUACUACUCAUAGUACUCAAAAUUAAUAUAUGUUGUUAAGUGGCUGGUUGCCUUUCAGCUUUUGAGGGCUUUAAUUUGUAGUUACACAUUUUUGAUAUAUUCACCGGUCGUAAAAAUU
This is a messenger RNA of Camelina sativa (false flax), 1486 nucleotides long. NCBI's taxonomy places the organism in Eukaryota, Viridiplantae, Streptophyta, Magnoliopsida, Brassicales, Brassicaceae. The record is from RefSeq and is a predicted model, not a curated record.